AUGGAAGAUGAGUGUGUAGUUAGAGGAAGAGGAAUGCGUAAAAUUGAGAAAAUAAAAAAUCUCCACCAUUAUCGAGUUGAGUUGUUUUGUUCAGUCAUUGAUAUGCAAGCUCAAGAGUUGAAUCACCGUUUUAAUGAAGUCAACACAGAUUUACUUCUGUGUAUGACAUGUUUUGAUCCUAGAGACUCAUUUUCUGCAUUUGAGUCAAAGAAGCUGCUUCGCCUUGCCAAGUAUUAUCCAUCUGAAUUUUCUGAAGUUACUUUGUAUGAACUUGAAAGUCAGCUUGAUAACUUUAUUUUUGAUGUGCGCACAGAUGAAAGGUUUUCAAAAGUAUCGGGACUUGCAGGUCUUGCUCAGAAUAUGGUUUCUACAAGGAAACAUGAGAAUUUUCCGUUGGUUUAUUUGUUAAUUAAACUGUCAUUGCUCUUACCCGUUGCCACUUCUUCAGUAGAAAGAGUUUUUUCAGCAAUGAAGCUCGUUAAGACUUCUCUACGGAAUCGUAUGGGAGACCAGCUAUUGAAUGAUUGCUUAGUUCCUUAUAUUAAGAAGGAUGUGUUUGUUAAUGUAACUAAUGAAGCUAUUAUGCAGCGGUUUCAGAAGAUGAAAAGUAGAAGAUAA
Salvia splendens (bonfire salvia) is the source of this 618-nucleotide messenger RNA. RefSeq lists its product as uncharacterized. The record is from RefSeq and is a predicted model, not a curated record. The coding region runs from base 1 to 618 and encodes 205 amino acids. The transcript has a single exon. Gene Ontology annotation, molecular function: protein dimerization activity. NCBI's taxonomy places the organism in Eukaryota, Viridiplantae, Streptophyta, Magnoliopsida, Lamiales, Lamiaceae.